Molecule: messenger RNA, 1801 nt
Organism: Aethina tumida (small hive beetle)
Lineage: Eukaryota; Metazoa; Arthropoda; Insecta; Coleoptera; Nitidulidae
Product: facilitated trehalose transporter Tret1-like
Exons: 2
Coding region: 269-1714 (481 amino acids)
Biological process (GO): carbohydrate transport; transmembrane transport
Cellular component (GO): membrane
Molecular function (GO): sugar transmembrane transporter activity
Source: RefSeq, a predicted model, not a curated record
CAUUCUUUUCUCUUAAAUUUUCUCGAAGGAAUCGGUAACGGUGAGCAGUUAGUGAACUCGAUAAUAAACACUCGAAAACGUAUGGAAGUUUUCGGUAGAAUUCGUCCAGAUGAUGAGUGUCGUAAACAUAUUUUGUAGCCAAGAUAAAUAAAUACAUACAACUUAAUCCGAGAUAAUCCCCAUUGUUCUCCAUAUAUAUAAUAAAAAAUACCCUCACAAUUCUCGAUAACUCGUUUUACUAUCGUGGAAUCGUUUACAAACUCUAAUCAUGACUCGGUACACAGAAACAGACACGAUGCUCCACCACAACAACUUACCGCGGACGUCUCCGGCUCAAAAGUUGAAACAAUAUGUAGUCGCAACUUUAGUGUCGGUGGGUGCGAUAUGCGCCGGCACGGUUCUCGCAUGGACCGCCCCCGCCCUCUCUCAAAUCCUUAUUCCGGAAACGGAGAACGCGACCCUCCGUGCCAAAGAGACGGGAGCACCCGGCUUCACGAUCGGCGAGAAGGAGGGAGCCAUGGUCGGAUCUAUGUUGACGAUUGGUGCUCUGGUGGCCGCUCUUCCCGUCGGAUACAUCGCCGACAAGAUCGGCAGAAGAAACACGAUUCUAAUGCUUUCCGCCCCCUUCGUGCUAAACUGGAUCCUCAUCAUUUUCUCUACGAACGUGGCAAUGGUUAUUGCGGGCAGGUUCUUUGCCGGUGUCGGUCUCGGUGGCGUUUGUGUCGUCGUUCCCAUGUACAUCGGAGAAAUUGCCGACGCGUCUUCCAGAGGAGUUCUGGGAUCGUUCUUUAACCUAUUUCUGGGCGUCGGCAUGUUGACUGCCUGCGUCGUGGGUUACUUUACCAAUUGGGUCGGUCUCAGUCUAAUACUGGCCAUCUUUCCCAUCGCCUUCGGAGUCUCCUACUUUUUCAUCCCGGAAACGCCGACAUUCCUCUGUGAGAAGCGACUGAUCGAACAAGCCGAACGGGUGCUGACCGAUCUGAGAGGUUCCAAUUACAACGUGUCGGAAGAAGUGAAAUCGAUCGAAAAAUCUAUCGAAGAGUCGCGGGCAAACAGCAAGACCUUCGCAGAGAUCUUCUCGAAUCGCGGCAACAUAAGGGCCAUAAUCUCCGUGUGCGGCGUGCUCGCCUAUCAGCAGCUGUGCGGCAUCAACGCAAUAGUUAUGUACGUGGAUCCGAUAUUUAAAGCGGCCGGCAGUUCACUCUCGUCAACCAUUGCCGGCAUCAUCCUGACUCUGGUGCAGCUGGUCUCCGCCUAUCUCAUGACGUUGCUCAUCGAGAAGGCGAACAGGAAACUCUUUCUGGUUCUCUCCUCCACCGGCAUGUUGUUGUGCAUGGCCGCCUUGGGAAUGUUUUUCCAUCUGAAAAACAUCGGUGUGGACACGUCCAGCAUCGGUUUCCUGCCGAUUUCCAGCUGCGUCCUCUACAUGAUCGCCUUCUCCGUCGGUUACGGACCGAUUCCGUGGAUGCUGCUCGGCGAACUAUAUUCGUCCGAGAUCAAAGGUCUCGGCAGCGGUUUGGGCGUAGUCACCAACUGGAUUGCCGCCUUCUUGGUUACGCUGCUCUUUCCAAUUUUAAAUUCCUCACUCGGAAAUCACAUCACGUUCUACAUAUUCAGCUGCAUAUUGGCGAGCGCCUCUCUGUUUGUCUACUUCGUCGUUCCCGAAACGAGGGGCAAAACGCUGCCUCAGAUUCAACAAGAGUUGAACAGGUGAACUGAACUAUAGGAAAUUAGGUUUUAAUUUAAUUUUAAUUCUUGAUUAAUUGACUGUGAUUUUUUUUUUUUUUUUUUUUCUAAUUAA